Messenger RNA from Dentiscutata heterogama, 312 nucleotides. The record is from the annotation of a GenBank genome assembly. Lineage: Eukaryota; Fungi; Glomeromycota; Glomeromycetes; Diversisporales; Gigasporaceae.
GCAAACCUUAUAUUACCAAUUAUUGAACCAAGUAUUCAAGAAAAACAACCAGAUCAAAAUAAAUUACAAUCAGAUAAAUUGCAAGAUAAUAUUCAAGAUGAAUUACAAGUUUAUAUUCAAGAUGAAUUACAAAUCAAUAUUGAAGAUAAAUUACAAACUGAUUAUAUAACCACAGAAGAUGAUUGGAAUGAAAGAUUAGCAAAAUGCUUGCAAACUCAUCCCACUAUUAAUAUAAAUGCUAAAUGGAAUUUGUGUGAUCUUUUUAUUAGAGAAUUAGAAAAACCAGAUUUUAUUUCUAUUUCUUUAAAUUAA